This is a messenger RNA of Prorocentrum cordatum, 3096 nucleotides long. The record is from the annotation of a GenBank genome assembly. Lineage: Eukaryota; Dinophyceae; Prorocentrales; Prorocentraceae.
AUGGAGCAGUGGGCGUGGGAGAAGCUACCACUGGCGGGCUCGGAGAGGGACAAGGAUAUGAAGAGGUUGACGGAGACCUUCCUACUGGAGCACCGGCCUCUUUGGGAGAUGUGGGUAUGCAAGAUGCUGCUGUCAUGGACUACGUCGAGGCGCUGGACGCGACUAGUGCUGAAGACGUUCCUGAGGACAGUCCAUCACGAGAAGUGGAAGCUGGACAGUCACGGCCUACCGGUGCAGCUUCUGUCCACCAAGUUCCCGACCUGGCCAGCGGAGCUUGGACAUCACGAGAAGCUCGAGAUGCGCCGCCCGUGCCAACAAGCGCUGCGCGAUACCAUCGAGAGCGCAAAGUCAGAGUUCUUGACCCAGCAUGCGGAGGUGUCUGCGUUUGCGAAGCUCAGCUCGGAGCAGAUCCUCGAGCAGCUCAACAUGGCCACGGUGCUCAAUCACCUGUGGUCCCUGUGCAAGAGCUGGGGACUGGUCCAGGCGGGGAAGAAGGAGGAGGUGAUCGACAGGAUCAUCGCGUACAUCAUCGAGCAGCAGGGGACGGCAGCCCCGACGACCAAGAUCAAGAAGGAGGUGGAGAUCAAGAAGAUGGAGACGGCACCCACCAUCGUGGGGCCAGCCAUCGCCGCCCACUACACUCAUGACUGUCAGCAUCCGCGCUGCCAGCUGAAGAGGGGUAUUGCGAAGAACGAACCGAUUCUGAAGAUGAAGCCGUCGGCUCUGUUCGGAGCCAUGUGCUCAUUGGCAACCUUCGGCCGCAUGACGAUGGUCGAAGCCUGCACUCGCGAGGACUCGAACCUGGGUCAGGUGUGCUACGAGAGAGGCUACCACUUCGAACGGCUUGGCCUCUUCAACGACUACGAGAUCAGCAAGCCGCAGGGCUACCACAAGGCGAAGUUUUUGCUCAACGAGAAGAGCCUGAAGAUCCUCGUCAGUACCCCGCCCUGCGGACAGUGGUCAAUCAUGCAGAAAAUCAACCAGCGCAACGAGCAGCAGAAGGAGAACCUUCGCAAGAAGCGGGUGAAGAGCCAUCGCAUCUUCGAGAACAACAAGCGUCUCACCGAGCAUCAGGUGCUCAACUUGCAUGGCUCAGCUCUCGCCGAACAGCCUCACAACAGUCGCUCGUGGCAGAAGACCUGCUGGAGGGAAUUACACAAGAUACUGCCCUACGAGGUCAUUGUGGACGGCUGUGCGUGUGGACUGCGAGCUCCAGACACGGGAGAGCUCAUGAAGAAGCGCUGGAAGCUCCUGACGAACGACAAGAGGAUCUGGGUUGCUCUCCAGCCCUUGCAGUGCCGUGGAGACCACUACCACGAGGAGAUCGAGAGCAGCCUGCGCAUCGAGGCGUAUGGCGCCUAUCCCAAGAUGCUGUGUCGCAGGAUCCUCCGAGCUCUGACCAAGAGCCAGAAUACCAACUACUUCGAGGACGAGGACGGCGAAGAGAGCCACCUCACCAAGGAUACGAUUCAGAAGCUCGAGAGCUACGUCAGCACGAAUGUCAUGGCUCUGGCGAUCCUCGACGCCGGCUCCGACAUGCUCUACGUGAGGCUGAUCGAUGAGAAGAAGAUUCCUGGACAGACUCGCCAGGUACGGGCCAGAGAUCUACGACAGAUUUUCACUACGAGAGGGUUUCCAUGGAUUGGACGCCCAAAGAUUAUGCGCUACGACCCUGCGGGAAGCGCCACAUCCGACGAGUUUAAAGAGUGGGUCGAGAGCCUGGGCAUUUACUGUCUGCCCUGUGCGGCCGACGCCCACAGGCAGAUCGGCAAGAUCGAGCGAGCUAUUGAAGCUUUCAAGGAAGCACUGGACGCGUUCGACGAGAUGGUGUCCGCCGAAAUGCCGACUACCGAGAUGAUUGGCUUACAGGUGGCCGCGAGGAACGACCUGAUCAGGAUCGACGGCUUCACCGCCCUUCAACGUUAUGCAGGACGGACUCCGACUGGGACCACCGUCAACCCGUCCGACGAGCCACGCGACUUACCUCUCAUCAGUGCUGAACUAGAGGACGGUGCCUUCAGCCGAGACGCCCAGGUACGACGACUCUCGCGGCUGGCCCACAUCCAGACGUCAGACCGAGUCAAGCGAGCGGAGGCCGCGAGGUUCAGGUCCUUCAAUGAGUACGAGACAGGCGACCUGGUCUUCGUAUACCGGCGGCUGCCACCUGGAGCCUGGAGGAUGCGACGCAAGGGAGAUCCUUGGCUCGAUGCGACUGCUGACCCUGACCCUGCCAUCCAGAUGCUCCACCAGGCCUACAGCAGCCUGGCGGUGAACCUACCGAACUACCUCACGGAGACGCCGAACCACCAGCUGAGGAGGGCAAAUUUCUAUGGGGACCAUGCGUACAGCGUACAGCAGCACAACGAGGCCAAGGAGGACGACGAGCUCAUCAUGCUGGAGAUCCCCAUCAUCAACGAGCUUGCGCUGAUGGCCUACAUGGACGACCCCAGCAACUACGUUGCAUCCCAGACCCGCAAGGGCCGAGUCGAGGUAUCCUUCAAGAAGGCGACCCCCGACGAAAAGAAGCUGCUCCUCGAGGCCCAGCAGAAGGAAUGCUCAUCAGCUCUCAGCACUAAGGCGGUCAGGAUCCUGAGCAAACAAGGAGUCGACCCGGCACGCCUACUACGUUGCCGCUUCGUUCUGACCUGGAAGAAGGGUGAGCAGGGCAACGUCCUCAGGGGCAAGGCACGCCUGGUUGUGCUUGGCUUCCGCGACCCCGACCUGCUACACUUACGGACGGAGUCUCCCGUCGCCUCCCGACGGGCACGUCAACUUCUACUGGCCAUGGCAGCUAGACACAAGUGGAAGCUGGAGAAGGCGGUCGCAGUGACAGCCCUCCUCCAGGGAGAAACCGACGAGGAAAAGAGGAAGAUCUAUGCGGACCCGCCGAAAGAUGUCCGCCCGGCCUUCGGCAUGCGCGACGACCAGGACACGCUCAAGAAGCUCGAACUGGAGGUUGUCCAAUGCGAGCCCUGUGUCUGGGUCAUCCGCGACGGCCUAAAGCUGGUCGGCAUGGUGAUCCUACACGUGGAUGAUAUGAUGAUCGCUGGUGACCACACGAGCCUGGCCUUCCUUAAGAAGCGCACCGACAUCUAG